CGAGUGAGGAACGAGAAGAUAAAACAGCUCUUUCCUCUCUAGUUUCGCCACUCUCUUCUAGGACUUUUAUGUGUAUAGCUUUUCCUAUUGCGCACUAUAGAGGCUGAAGUAUGGCCAGUUUAAGAACGCUGCGGAAAUUGUGCCAGCGCGCUCAGCACCAUGUAUGUAACCUUCAUUUGUCGGUGUCGAGGCCAGAAGCUGUGGUCAUCUCUGGUAAGAAGCUGGCACGUCAGAUCCGUGAUGAGGCACGUGUUGAUGUAGAGAAAUGGGUUUCAACUGGCCACAGACGACCUCAUCUUAGUGUGUUGCUAGUGGGUGAUGAUCCAGCCAGCCAUUCUUAUGUACUCAACAAGACGCGUGCUGCUGCUGAUGUAGGUAUCACAAGUGAAACCAUACUAAAACCCUCUUCUAUCUCUGAGGAAGAACUGAUGGAGUUGAUUGACAAACUCAAUUCUGACCACAGAGUGGAUGGUCUUCUGGUCCAGUUGCCUCUACCUGAACACAUUGAUGAGCGGCGUAUAUGUAAUGCAGUUAGUCCAGAUAAAGAUGUUGAUGGAUUCCAUGUGGUCAACGUUGGCCGUAUGUGUUUGGACCAGUCCUCUAUGUUGCCAGCCACACCAUGGGGAGUAUGGGAAAUCAUUAAGCGUACAGGCAUUCCUACUUUUGGAAAAAAUGUAUUGGUAGCUGGUCGGUCUAAGAAUGUGGGCAUGCCAAUCGCUAUGCUUUUACACACAGAUGGAAGACAUGAAAGGCCAGGAGGUGAUGCUACAGUUACGAUCUCUCACCGUUACACACCAAAGGAGCAACUUUGUCAACACACACAAAUUGCUGACAUCAUUGUUUCAGCAGCAGGUAUUCCUAACCUCAUCACUGCAGAUAUGAUAAAAGAAGGAGCAGCUGUCAUUGACGUGGGUAUCAACAGAAUACAGGACCCUUUGACUGGAAAGGAUAGACUUGUUGGCGAUGUGGACUUUGAAGGGGUACGAAAGAAGGCCAGCUAUAUCACUCCAGUCCCAGGAGGUGUUGGACCCAUGACUGUUGCAAUGUUAAUGAAAAAUACUAUUAAGGCAGCAAAAAUUCUCCUUUUGACCCCUCCACAGCGAAUGCAUAUGGUAGCAUCCUCCUAACACCCCUGUUUAGCACACUCCUUGUGUUUCAUAAUUCCACAGCCCUCUUUGGGAGCAGAGGGCAAUGCAAUAGCACCAAGUCCUAUUUUUGGUAGGUCACUUGGUUUGUAAAUCACAACACAAGCCAAGUCAGUUAUGCCAUGAACUAUUUGAACAUACUAAAGGCUGAGUGAAGCUUAUUAACUGCUUAUUACUGUUAUGGCUCCUUUUUCAAACAUACAGUUUGAAACACACUUAUGAAAGCCUUGUUAAAUUAGGUGAAACACUAAACUUUGCAGUUCAUUGUUCUUCCAGGAGUCAAGGUCUUCACUACCUGUCUACAUAACGCUUCAAGUGUAUUACUUAAGAGUUUUGCUGUUAGCGCUUUAUAUAUUGUUUUUGUUUUACUUUUGUAAAAGAUGUAAUUUGCAAAUGCAAAAAAUAUUUAAAUAUUUAUUUCUCUUCAAUGUACAGUACCAGUCAAAUGUGUGGACACUUCAAAGUGGUGUCCCGUCCCCCCCCCCCCC
Molecule: messenger RNA, 1633 nt
Organism: Neoarius graeffei (lesser salmon catfish)
Lineage: Eukaryota; Metazoa; Chordata; Actinopteri; Siluriformes; Ariidae
Gene: mthfd2
Product: methylenetetrahydrofolate dehydrogenase (NADP+ dependent) 2, methenyltetrahydrofolate cyclohydrolase
Exons: 8
Coding region: 111-1127 (338 amino acids)
Biological process (GO): tetrahydrofolate interconversion
Cellular component (GO): mitochondrion
Molecular function (GO): methylenetetrahydrofolate dehydrogenase (NADP+) activity; methenyltetrahydrofolate cyclohydrolase activity; methylenetetrahydrofolate dehydrogenase (NAD+) activity
Source: RefSeq, a predicted model, not a curated record